CCUAUAUACACCGAUCCAGCCAAUCCUUUUUUCUAGAAUUCCGACUUCCUAAAUACCUGUCCAAAUACAUUACUUGAUCGGAAACCGAUAGCCAUCAUCAAAUUCAAUGGCGGAGAAGUCUUUUAAGUAUGUGAUCGUCGGCGGCGGUGUCUCAGCUGGUUAUGCUGCAAGGGAGUUUGCAAAGCAAGGAGUCAAACCAGGCGAGCUAGCAAUCAUUUCAAAGGAGGGGGUGGCUCCAUAUGAACGCCCUGCACUAAGCAAGGCAUAUUUGUUCCCUGAGGGAGCUGCCAGACUUCCAGGUUUUCAUACAUGUGUUGGAAGUGGAGGAGAGAGACUACUACCAGAGUGGUACACAGAGAAAGGAAUAAACUUGAUCCUGAACACAGAAAUAGUGAAAGCAGAUCUUGCUUCAAAAACUCUCACUAGUGCAGCUGGAGAAACCUUCACAUAUAAGGUUUUGAUCAUUGCCACUGGCUCCACAACUCUGAAGCUGACAGACUUUGGUGUAGAAGGUGCUAGUGCCAAGAACAUUCUUUACUUGAGAGAGAUUGAUGAUGCUGAUAAACUUGUGGAAGCUAUUAAAGCAAAGAAAAAUGGAAAAGCAGUUGUUGUUGGAGGAGGAUACAUUGGUCUUGAACUUAGUGCAGUACUCAAAAUUAACAACUUUGAUGUUAAAAUGGUUUACCCUGAACCAUGGUGCAUGCCUCGUCUAUUCACUGCUGACAUUGCUGCUUUCUAUGAGAGUUAUUAUGAGAAAAAGGGUGUCAGUAUCAUCAAGGGUACAGUUGCUGUUGGAUUUACCAGUAAUGACAGUGGAGAGGUGAAAGAAGUGAAAUUGAAGGAUGGAAGGGUGCUUGAAGCAGAUAUUGUUGUUGUUGGUGUUGGAGGAAGGCCCCUCAUCAGUCUAUUCAAAGGACAGGUUGAAGAGGAGAAAGGUGGAAUUAAGACGGAUGGAUUUUUUAAAACUAGUGUUCCGGAUGUUUAUGCUGUUGGUGAUGUUGCUACUUUCCCAAUGAAGUUGUAUGGUGACAUCAGAAGAGUUGAACAUGUUGACCAUUCUCGCAAAUCUGCAGAACAAGCUGUCAAGGCGAUUUUUGCAAGCGAGCAAGGAAAAGAAAUCGCAGAUUACGAUUACCUUCCAUACUUCUACUCGCGUUCCUUCGAUCUGUCAUGGCAAUUUUACGGUGACAACGUCGGUGACUCUGUCAUCUUCGGUGACCACGACCCGUCAUCAGCAAAACCAAAGUUCGGGUCAUACUGGAUCAACAAUGGAAAGGUGGUGGGUGUGUUUCUAGAAGGUGGUGCACCUGAGGAAAACCAAGCCAUAGCCAAAGUAGCCAAACUCCAACCACCAGCCUCCAGCCUAGAUGUGCUUGCCAAAGAAGGUCUUGACUUUGCCAGCAAGAUUUGAGAACCUUACCUUCUUUAUGAGACUUUAUAUAUAUGAGUUUGAUUGGUUACGUUAAAAACGGUUAAUAACACAAUGUGUUUCAGAAAUUGUGGAUUUAGAGUGUGUUUAUGUUGUUGCAUUUGUGUGUUGUUUUUGGCUCUUGUAGCUCUCAACUAGUAGUAGUUGUAUUUCCCUUGAUUAUAA
Molecule: messenger RNA, 1594 nt
Organism: Lactuca sativa (garden lettuce)
Lineage: Eukaryota; Viridiplantae; Streptophyta; Magnoliopsida; Asterales; Asteraceae
Gene: MDAR1
Product: monodehydroascorbate reductase 1
Cellular component (GO): cytoplasm
Molecular function (GO): oxidoreductase activity, acting on NAD(P)H
Source: RefSeq, a predicted model, not a curated record